Molecule: messenger RNA, 660 nt
Organism: Colletotrichum spaethianum
Lineage: Eukaryota; Fungi; Ascomycota; Sordariomycetes; Glomerellales; Glomerellaceae
Product: 3-beta-hydroxycholanate 3-dehydrogenase (NAD(+)) 2
Exons: 2
Coding region: 1-660 (219 amino acids)
Source: RefSeq, a predicted model, not a curated record
AUGUCUAUCGACUACACCUCAAAAACAGUCCUGAUAACUGGCGGGGCCUCGGGCCUGGGUUUCUCCUUAACAACCCACUUCCUCGCCGCAAACGCCACAGUCCUCGCCCUCGACGUCUCCGCCGACCUCUUGUCUUCGCUCCCCUCCAGGGUUCCCGAAGCCCACCACCCGCGCCUCCAUCCGAUUGAAGCAGACGUCAGCUCUUCCGAUUCUGUGUCCGCCGCAAUCUCGGCCUGGGUCGAUGGCGGCGCUGGCCGGAGGCUCGACGUGCUCGUUAACAACGCCGGGAUCUCGGACAAGAUGGAUCCCACCGGCGACUGCGACCUCGACACAUGGAACCGCCAGCUCCUCAUCAACACGACGGGGACCUUCAUCACCUCCCAGCUCGCCGUCCGUCAAUUCCUCAAGCAGGAACCCGUGGGAGGGCAGAGGGGCGUGAUCCUAAACGUCAUCAGUGCGGCGGGCUUGCACGGCGGGAGAGCGGUGUCCAAGCACGGCGCGGUCGGCCUGACCAAGAGCACGGCGGCCUUCUACGGCCCCAAGGGCAUCCGAUGUCUGGCUAUCAUGCCGGGUCCGAUGCCGACUAACAUGGUCAGAGAUGAGAACUAUGUUAAGCAGUUUCAUCAAGAGGGCUUAGCCAUGGGUAACUCGCACAAGUAA